AUGUCCACUGGCAAUUCAUUUAAACGUUACUCGUUAAUUGUUUCAUGCAUCAUUUUGACAAUUUUUGUCAUUAGUAUUAGCCUGCUUGCAGUUAUAGUACAAAUCAUUACAUUUCCCUUUACAUCGCCCGAAUUUUUCUACCACAUCAACUGUUAUAUUGCUUUCACGAUUUGGAGAAGCUUGAAUUUUAUUUUGUUCAAAGUAAAUGGAAGUCCACCAUCGAUUGACAUUUCUUUUGAAGGAUUUCCAAAUGGUGUAAAUCAGAAUGAAAUUCCAGAAAAGGAAUCUGCAAUCAUUGUGAGCAACCACAUUUCAGCCACAGAUUUCUAUGUCAUUCAUGCGGCUGCCUUAAGAAGAGGAAUGCUGGGUCAAAUCCGAUAUUUUUUAAAGGAUUCUAUUAAAUGGAUCCCAAUUUAUGGAUUGGGCAUGUGGUUCCUUGGGAUGAUCUAUGUUAAGCGUUCUUGGACUUUGGAUAAGAAUAAUAUCAAAAAGCAAUUAGCAGGGUUUUCGUAUAGCACCAAAAAAUGCUUCCCCAUUUGGAUUGUAACUUUUGCGGAGGGUUCCCGUAUCACACCUUCGAAGCUCAAAGAGGCUCAGGAGUUUUGCAAAGAGAAGGGCGUAUCUUACAUUCCAUCACACACGCUGGUUCCACGCUCCAAGGGAUUUUGUGCUGUUCUCGACGAAUUUCGCGAAUCCUCUGAAGUUAAAUUUAUCUAUGACUUUACGAUUGCCUAUUGGCAUCCAAUUCAUGGAUGGGGGGUUCCACCCUCCUUAGCAGAUAUUAAUUUUGGUUUGGUCCCACCGGGGUGCAAGUUUUAUGCCCACGUAAAAAGAAUCCCUAUCUCAGAUAUACCUCAAGGUCAAGAAGAAGCCUGGCUUAAAGAUCUCUUCAUAGAAAAAGACCAACGUUUAGGAAACAUAAAGGCAAAGUGGAUGCCUAUAAAUUAA
Molecule: messenger RNA, 948 nt
Organism: Mitosporidium daphniae
Lineage: Eukaryota; Fungi; Microsporidia
Product: acyltransferase
Exons: 3
Coding region: 1-948 (315 amino acids)
Cellular component (GO): endomembrane system
Molecular function (GO): 1-acylglycerol-3-phosphate O-acyltransferase activity
Source: RefSeq, a predicted model, not a curated record